GUCACUAGUGGGCGUUGUUUCAGCACAACCUGUUGAUGGUCUCUCCGAGCAGCUCCUGUAACGUCAGAGUGUUUCCGGGUCUGAGCAUGGAAAUAGAAACCAUGGACGCCGUUGCUUUGGACGUCUUUUCUUCUGCUACUUUGUCUUCACCGUGUUCGUCAUCAGAAAAGUGAUUUAAUUUCUGACUCGUUGUUCUGCUUACGGGUUGCUGUCGUAUGCGUAUUAGCACGUAGGGGCGGGUUUCUUGAAGGAGUCGGACUUAACGCACACAGUGUCAUGCUUAUUGAGAAAGAUGAGCCCGAGUGUUUUGCGUGCGACUCCCUCACUGCGGGGGCAACCCUGCCACACGAUUUAAUCUUUAUGCUAUCAACGAUUAACAAACAUAUUCUUUCAAUAGUUUCUACUUUGUCUGCGUAAUGCCUAAUCAACCAUCCUUUAGGCCUAUUACAGAUAUGUAAACGCAACAGAAGUGUUUAUAGCUGUGUUACUUACAAAAAAGAACAGGUCUAGUGUCCUGUUGUCCCCAUAUUAAUAGCCAUCAGAAUGUCCCUCGACGAGUAUGAAAGGCAUUACGCGUCGCUCAACUCGGACCUGGGCGGCGAGUCAGUGGCCAGCGGGCGGUCCGCGUCGGGGACGUUUAGUGGUGAGGAAGAAAAGUUGCAUUACAUUCCAAUCCGGAUUCUUGGGAGAGGGGCGUUUGGUGAAGCGACCCUCUACAGGAGGACAGAGGACAACUCGCUUGUCGUGUGGAAGGAGGUGGAGCUGAACUGCCUCUCGGAGAAAGAGCGCCGAGAUGUGAUGAACGAGAUCAGCAUCCUCUCUAUCCUGCAGCACAACAACAUCAUCGCCUACUUUAAUCACUUCAUGGACAAGGACACCUUGUUCAUUGAGUUGGAAUACUGCAAUGGGGGAAAUCUGUAUGAUAAAAUCAACCAACAGAAGGGGGAGCUUUUCACAGAGGAGAUGGUAAUCUGGUUCCUGUACCAAAUUGCCUCAGCUGUAGCCCACAUUCACAAGGCUGGGAUCCUACACAGAGAUAUCAAAACGUUAAACAUUUUCCUGACCAAGACAACCCUGAUCAAACUGGGGGAUUAUGGCCUGGCAAAGAAGCUGGACUCCCAGUUUGCCAUGGCUGAGACGUGCGUGGGUACACCGUAUUACAUGUCCCCGGAACUGUGCCAAGGAGUCAAGUACGACUUCAAAUCAGACAUCUGGGCCAUGGGCUGUGUCAUCUUCGAGGUGUUAACACUGACCCGAACCUUUGACGCCACAAACCCUUUGAACUUGUGCGUGAAAAUAGUCCAGGGCAACUGGACUAUGGACGUGGACGACAAGGUGUACUCUCCUGAGCUGAUCCGGCUGGUGUACGAGUGUCUGGACCAGGAUCCGGUGAAGCGACCCUCGGCCGACCAGAUCCUAGACCAGCCAGUCGUCUCCUGUUCCAGACAGGAGCUCGAGGAACGAGUGGCCUUGCUCAACUCAGCGAUGAAGAAGCCAAAGCUCAGCAACGUGACGGAGAGCCCCGUCGCCGUGGUGACCACGCGCUACAGGGAGGUGUACUGCUGGGGCGGGGGGAAGUUCACGCCCCAGAAGCUAGACACCUUCAAGGGGGGCAACAGUGCCCAGCAGGUUUGCGCCGGAGAGAACCACUUCGCCGUGGUAACGGUGGAGAAGGAGCUCUACACCUGGGCGAACGUCCAGGGCGGGGCCAAGAUGGUGGGCCAGCUGGGCCACGGGGACCAGUCGUCCUACCGCCAGCCCAAGAAGGUGGACUGUCUCCAGGGCAAGGCCAUCCGCCAGGUGGCCUGCGGCGCCGACUUCACCGCCUGCGUGACGGACGAGGACCAGAUGUACAUGUUUGGCUCGGACUACUACGGCUGCCUGGGCGUGGAGAACGAGCGGGGCCCCCAGGCGCUGGAGCCCGUGCUGCUGGAGUUCUUCGAGGAGCGGCCCGUCCGCCAGGUGUCGUGCGGGGACAACCACGUGGUGGUGCUGACCCAGCGCGGGGACAUCUACUCCUGGGGAUGCGGGGAGCACGGACGCCUGGGCUUAGACUGUGAGGAUGACUUCUCUUCUCCUAUGCAAGUGGAGAUGCCUAAAGGAGCAAUCAUGUGCUCUGUGUCCUGCGGCAGCGAUGGGACCUUCUUCCUGACCGAGGCUGGGAAGGUGCUGGCCUGCGGGAACAACGAGUUCAACAAGCUGGGUCUGAACCAGGGCAUCUCCGGCCUCAAGAACCAUCGCGGAGAGGCCAGCCAGAGCAUCCCGUACACCACCACGCUCACCCUGGUGAAGCAGCUGUCCCGCUUCAAGAUCCAGCUCAUCUCUCAGGGGAAGACCCACGCGGCCGCCAUUGACGAAAGGGGCCGUCUGAUUACGUUUGGCUGCAACAAGUACGGCCAGUUGGGCGUGAAGGACUUCAAGAAGCACCAGGGGGUCCAGGUGUUGAUGGGCCCCUUCGGGGGGAACCCUGUGACCAAAGUGUCCUGUGGGGACGGAUUCACCAUCGCUGCCACCGACGACAAUCAGAUCUUUGCGUGGGGGAACGCGGGGAACGGGCGCCUGGGUAUGCCAGCGGACAAGGGCUUCGGGUCGGAGGUGUGCCCCGCCCUGCCCAGGCCCAUCUUCGGCUCCCUGCACCACGUGCCAGACCUCUCGUGCCGGGCGUGGCAUACCAUCCUCAUCAGGGAACGAGUGCUCAACUCAAAGACCAUCCGCUCCAACAGCAGCGGCCUCUCGUUCGCCCCCAGCCCGACGGCGUCGUCCUCCACCCUGGACCUGGACCUGCAGGGCUCCGAGACGUGCGUCCGGGAGCGCGGCCUGGGCGGCACGCUGGAGGCCAACGCGGAGGAGUGCGUGACGGGCACCUCGGUGCUGUCGGCGCAGAGCCAGACCGGGGACAGCUCCUGCCCCCCCUGGCUCCUAAAGGAGCUCCAGGAUGCAGAGUUCAUCCCCAUGCCGGACCUCUCCCUGGGCCUGGCGUCCGACGGCCCCUCGAACUACUCGGAGAGCGUGACUCUUCCUUACGAGCAGCUGCAGGAGCUGACGGCCGCCGCCGCCGCCGUCACCAUCGCCGAGAAAGGCCUCUCGACCAAACGAGUGGGUUGUGAUCAUUUCAACGGGCUGGAGGGGGAGGACGUUGCAGACUGCAAGAAAGCAGAUCCAGUACCGUACUGUGAAACCAGAGGUGAUAUUGCCCAGCUGCGGGAGACGGUGGCUCGCCAGGAGCUCAAGAUCCAGACCCUGGAGAAACAGGUCAGCGACCAGCGCAAGGAGAACGAGAAGCUCUGGACGGCCAUCGACCGGCUGGCAUCACGGGACGCCGCGGCGGAGGUAACCAAGAGUAACGGGACGCCACCGUGAUCACGUGAUCCGAACCUCCGGAGGCUGAGGAAGCACCACUCGGGAGACGCUUCAUGUCCGUCUGACCUGAGCACACGAGUGGCAGGAGGCUGGCUAACCAAUGAGGCUCUAGUUUAUGAGCACAUUAUGGAAAGCAUUUGCCUUGUACGCUAACAACAUUUUAUUUACCUUAAUGCCUUAGACACACACGCGUGCAUGCCUCACGUCAUCCGAGUGGGUUGUAGUGGUGUAUUGGGAGCCUUUCACAGACGGCUGUGUUGUUGCACACUGCACACACUGUACGACCUCUGAUCUGGGCAAGGGCGUGGCACACUGGGAUCAUGGUGUUCAUGUGAACCUUAAGGCUACAUCAGAUGACUAGGGCAUCUGAGUCUUCGCUCAGGUAAUGAAAGAAACUUUUCUGUUUCAAAUUACACGGUUGGCUAAAUGUGACGUCAACAUUCGCAAUGAAAUGCCCUUUAGCGACACGAUUAUGGUUUAUCUUGUUUGUUAUUACUGGCUGUCGGCUAACAGCAGUUAUAUUGCUAUCACAGCGCCGUUUUGGUUUCCCCCCCGUGUUUAUUACAAUAAGAAAGAGAAAUAAUCCAAGGAGUCUUUCUCCUGGAUUUUCCACCAAAUUGAUAAAUAAUGUCUGUUUAUGAUUUGCUGGUCUAAUUGACCUUGUUCAAAUGCAGCACUGAUACCUAAUUGAAAGGCUCCUUGGUAUAUUCCCUUGCGAAAUGUUUUUCCAUAAUCUAAAAGUCUGCCACUAUAGCAUGGGGCUUUAUGUAACAGAUAUGUCUAAUACCUAAUGUUUCUAAUUGCAAAAGAUGGUGUUUAAUCCGGAGGUCUGUUUGAGUUAGUCUCAUGUCAUGUUGACCAUUUAAUCUGGGUACAGCAAGGUCAAUUUAAUUACUAAGAACAAUGAGAGUUAAUGUGUCAUCAUGCAGCUUUAGCGCCAAAUGAUGGGAUAACACCCAAUAUCUAUGUCCACUAGUAGGGGAUAUGUGUUGUGUGAGGAAACCAAGGUAGUUAGACUCAUUGUCAUUAAAUAAUCUCAUCAUUUUCAGUGUACAUGCAUUGCCAGGGGUAUCUUUUGCAUACUCAAAAGAUUUAACGAAUACCCUUAACUCAUGUUAUAAUUUAUUUAAGUCUUUGCUCUUUGACAUUUCUCAAUUUGAAUUAUUCAAAAUCAAUUUGCAGACAACUAACUUUUAACAAACCUUUUUUUUACUUCUGUUGUUUAGUAGACUUGUGUUGUUUAUUACACAUGUUAACUUUUUAGCAUCAUUGUUAAAGUGCCGAAAUACGUGUGUGGUCUUUGGUUUGCUACUGAACGGUUUCUUGUUCAUUACGAGUGAAAAUGUGUCCUCAACAAGCAAUCCCACAAAAGCUUAAAGUGCCUUUGAUAGCUCACCGAUAGGUGCUGCAAUUAUGAUUAGCAUAUAUUUCAUUUUUUAAAAAACGUGUUUUUCAUCCUGAAAGAAACCCCUUCUGUUUUCCCUUUAAAUAACGUUGUUGUGCUGUUACAGUGGACUGUUAAGUUCUUCCACGAUCACACGUGUGUCAUGCUUGUGAAAACAAAUAAAAAACAUGGAUAUAUUUUGUAACAUUUUGUUC
This is a messenger RNA of Gadus chalcogrammus (walleye pollock), 4959 nucleotides long. RefSeq names its product serine/threonine-protein kinase Nek9 (gene nek9). NCBI's taxonomy places the organism in Eukaryota, Metazoa, Chordata, Actinopteri, Gadiformes, Gadidae. Gene Ontology annotation, cellular component: centrosome. Gene Ontology annotation, biological process: protein phosphorylation. Gene Ontology annotation, molecular function: ATP binding; protein kinase binding; protein kinase activity. The record is from RefSeq and is a predicted model, not a curated record. The transcript is spliced from 23 exons. Bases 544 to 3360 code for a protein of 938 amino acids.